UCGCACCGCCUCUCCGUCGCGCCGAUGCUCGACUGCACGGACGCGCACUUCCGCGCCGUCUGCCGGUCGUUCUCGCGCCGGACGCACCUCUGGACGGAGAUGAUCCACCAAGACGCCGUCAUCCACUCGCACGCCUCGCGACCGGAGAUGCUCGGGCACGACGCGUCGGAGCACCCGCUCACGGUCCAGCUCGGCGGGAGCUCCCCGGGAAGGCUCGCGCGCGCGGCGGAGAUUUGCGACGCGGCGUAUGGAUACGACGAGGUGAAUCUCAACGCGGGGUGCCCGUCCGCCAAGGUGACGAGCAAGAGCGACGCGGAGAAGUGCUUCGGCGCGGUCUUGAUGCGCGACCCGGAGCUCGUGGGGGAGUGCCUUCGAAGGAUGCGCGAGGCCGUGGACGUCCCGGUCACGCUGAAGCACAGGCUCGGGGACAACUACGCGUACGUCUCCGACUUCGUUCAGAGAGUACACGAGCUGUCCGGGGUGACGCACUUCAUCGUGCACGCGCGCGCCGCGGUGCUCGGCGGGCUCUCCCCCGCCGCGAACCGGUCGAUACCACCGCUGCGGCAUCGCGAAGUCCACGCGCUCGCGUCCGAUUUCCCGAAGCUCGGAUUUUCGCUCAACGGCGGCGUCGAAACCGUCGACGACGCCGUUCGACACCUCUCGUCCGGGAAGUUGAAAGGCGUCAUGCUCGGUCGCGCGGUGUACAGAGACCCGACGAUCCUGCACGACGUCGACGCGCGCGUGUACGGGGACGAG
Molecule: messenger RNA, 756 nt
Organism: Micromonas pusilla CCMP1545
Lineage: Eukaryota; Viridiplantae; Chlorophyta; Mamiellophyceae; Mamiellales; Mamiellaceae
Exons: 3
Biological process (GO): tRNA dihydrouridine synthesis
Molecular function (GO): tRNA dihydrouridine synthase activity
Source: RefSeq, a predicted model, not a curated record